Molecule: messenger RNA, 708 nt
Organism: Papaver somniferum (opium poppy)
Lineage: Eukaryota; Viridiplantae; Streptophyta; Magnoliopsida; Ranunculales; Papaveraceae
Exons: 3
Coding region: 241-708 (155 amino acids)
Biological process (GO): regulation of exocytosis
Cellular component (GO): cytoplasm; plasma membrane
Molecular function (GO): GTPase activator activity; myosin II binding; syntaxin binding
Source: RefSeq, a predicted model, not a curated record
UUCUUCUUCUCUCUUUUCUUCUUCUUCUUCGUAUUCUUAUUCUUCUCUACUAACAGUACUACCAGUCUACCACUCUACAUAUCUAUUUCUUCUUCUUUCUUCUUCCUAUUCUUAUUCUUCUCUACUAACAGGACUACUAGUCUACCACUCUACAUCUCUACCAAGUCUCCACCACCAAUUUUAGUCGAGUGAGACAAGAUUUUUAAUCAAAAUCGAUCAAUAACUUCAUUAAAAAGACUCAUGAUAGCAUAUGAGAAUGGGUUGAUCGUCCUCUGGGAUAUUUCUGAAAGUCGGGUUGUCCUUUUUAGAGGCCACAAGGAUCUCCAAUUGAAGGAUGAUCAGGUGGUUGAGGAAAAUACAUCUGAGUUAGAGCAAGAGGAGAAAGAAAUAAGCUCUCUAUGUUGGGCAUCUCUUGAUGGAUCCAUUCUUGCUGUUGGAUAUGUGGAUGGUGAUAUUUUUCUAUGGAACAUGUUAAGUGCGUUCUCUAUCAAAGGUCCACAAGCUGGGGGAUCAUUUAUUGAUGCUGUUAAGCUACAAUUAUCUUCUGGGAAAAGAAAGAUUCCGGUCAUUGUCUUACAUUGGUCCGCAAAUAGUAGAUCGAACAAUGAGCGUGGAGGGCAAUUAUUUAUCUAUGGAGGUGAUGACAUAGGAUCUGAAGAAGUCCUUACUGCCUUGAGUCUUGAAUGUUCCUCCGGUAAAAUCCAAUAA